UUGAAUUGAAUUGAAUUGAAGAGCAGAGCAGCGGAGAAAAGUCGCCUUGCUUUCAAUGUCGAACCUCUCUCCCCUCUCCGAUGAAUGAUGAAUGGUCGCGGGGGGAUCUGUAUGUCAUUUCCGCCCCCGAGAAUCUGAAAUUCCCCCUUUUCCGUCCCCCUUUUUCCCAUUUCCCAUCUCCAUUUCUGAUUUCUCUGUCAAUCGUUUCCUUGCUUAUCUGCGUUCCCUUCGCCUCCUCGCAUUUUUCGUAAUUCGUAUCCUUCAUCAGUUUUCUUCUCAAUUAGUGAUCACAUAUUUCUUUUUACCCGAAACUCAACUUCAGAUCUUACCUCCCUUUCUAUAUGUUUUAUGUUUGGUUGACGUUGCUUCUAUUCUAUACACACAUUAACCAUUGAUUUUAUUUGAUUUAUUCCAUACAUGUACUCCGACGCCAUACCGUACCUACAUCCUUGUCCUCCGUAGACGCAUUCAGUUGAUUGCCUUUGUUACAAGAAUAUCAUUUGAUCAUCAUAAAUACUUGCCCAUAUUUAGAUUAAUAGCGUUCCACUUUUGUUGAAUAGGUAUAUACAUAUAUAUUGUUUCGCUUUGGUUGCAAAAGUGAGCUUCCUUUCCUUCCAGUUCAAAAGCCUUUCCAUCGGCAAUGAAGCUGUUGGUGCGUAUAAUUGAAGCGCGGAAUAUACCGCCGAUGGAUCCAAAUGGGUUCAGCGACCCGUAUGUGAAACUGCAGCUGGGAAGGCAAAAGUUUAGGACGAAAGUGGUUAAAAAGUGUUUAAACCCCUCCUGGUGCGAAGAAUUCGCUAUUAAAGUCGAAGACUUGAAAGACGAGCUCGUUGUUUCGGUUUUGGAUGAAGAUAGGUACUUAAUUGACGACUUCAUUGGCCAGAUCAAGAUACCUGUCUCUCGCGUUUUCGAUGCCAGUGAUAAGUCCCUUGGCACUGCCUGGUAUUCUUUGCUCCCCAAGAAUAGGAGGUCCAAGAAUAAGGACUGUGGUGAAGUUCUUCUCACUAUAUGUUUUUCUCAAAGCAAUUCUUUCAUGGAUUCGCAACCUCCUGUUGAUCAUGCAUAUUCCUCAAGGAGCUAUACUGAUUCAGCAACUGACUCACCAUCAAGGUCUUCUAGCAGCUCCUUCAGAUCACCUUCUCCAAUGAAAUUGGAAGAAGUUGCUUCUUCUAAGGAAGACAAGUCACACACGCAAGGCUUUGCUUUUCGAAUUGCUCAGAUAUUCAAUAAAAAUGGAGAUUGGGCAUCCAAUGCAUCAAGUAGGACCCCUGACUUGCCAGACAUAGCUGAAAAUGAGGUAUCUGAGCCCAAUUCUUUUGAGUUUUCCACUAUCAGCUUUGAGGAAGCAAUCAAAACAAUGGAGUCAAGAGAUCAAGGAAGUGAAAUUCCAAGCAACUUACCUGGAGGGGUAAUCUUAGACCAACUAUAUUUGAUUGCACCACGAGAGCUGAACUCUUUUCUCUUUUCACCGGAGUCAAACUUUUUGAAAGAUGUAACGGAACAACAAGGAACCACAGAGCUGCAAGUGGGGCCUUGGAAAUUUGACAACAACAUUGACAGCCUGAAAAGAGGACUUACUUAUACCAAGGGUUCCAGUGGAAUAAUUAGGGCUACAAGAGGUAUUGAGGAGCAAACAUAUAUAAAAGCAGAUGGGAAUGUUUUUGCAGUUUUAGCAAGCGUGAGCACUCCAGAUGUUCCCUAUGGAAGCAGCUUUAAAACAGAAUUGCUUUACUGUAUCUUACCUGGGCCUGAGCUGCCAUCAGGAGAACAAUGUUCUCGAUUAAUAUUAUCCUGGAGAACAAAUUUUCUGCAGAGCACUAUGAUGAAGAGCAUGAUAGAAGGUGGAGCACGACAAGGUCUAAAGGAAAGUUUUGAUCAAUUUGCAAAGUUAUUGUCUCAACAUAUUAAGAUAGUAGAUGCAAAUGACGUUGCUUCCAGUAAAGAACAGGUUUUGGCAACUCUCCAAGUGGAGCCACAUUCUGAUUGGAAGCUGGCAGUUCGGUACUUUUCUAAUUUGACUAUGUUAUCAACAAUUGUUAUGGGAAUAUAUGUGCUUGUGCAUGUCUGGCUAUCCAUGCCUAGCGUGAUCCAAGGACUUGAGUUUGUUGGAUUAGAUUUGCCGGAUUCUAUUGGUGAAGUGAUUGUGUGUGGGGUCUUGGUUCUUCAAGCUCAACGUGCAGUAGAGUUGAUUUCUCGCUUCAUGCAGGCUAGAGCACAAAAGGGCAGCGACCAUGGAGUUAAAGCACAAGGUGAUGGGUGGUUGCUGACUGUUGCCUUGAUUGAAGGAAGCAAUUUUGCAGCCGUUGAUUCAAGUGGAUUCUCUGAUCCAUAUGUGGUCUUUACUUGUAAUGGGAAAACUAAAACCAGCUCAAUCAAGUUUCAGAAAUCUGAUCCUAGGUGGAACGAAAUAUUUGAAUUUGAUGCAAUGGAUGAACCCCCAUCUAUGCUGGACGUGGAAGUUUUUGAUUUUGAUGGACCCUUUGAUGAAGCUACUUCUCUGGGGCAUGCUGAAAUCAAUUUUGUAAAAACUAAUUUGUCUGAUUUAGCUGAUGUCUGGGUUCCUCUGCAAGGCAAGCUAGCUCAGGCAUGUCAGUCAAAACUGCAUCUAAGAAUUUUCUUGGACAAUACAAGGGGUGGCAAUGUUGUUAAAGAAUACUUAACUAAGAUGGAGAAGGAGGUGGGCAAGAAGAUAAAACUGCGGUCACCUCAAACAAAUUCAGCAUUUCAGAAACUGUUUGGGCUUCCAUCAGAGGAGUUUCUCAUCAAUGAUUUUACUUGUCACUUGAAACGGAAAAUGCCUCUUCAGGGCCGCCUAUUUUUGUCAGCAAGAAUAAUAGGCUUCCAUGCAGACCUAUUUGGACAUAAGACAAAAUUCUUUUUCCUCUGGGAAGAUAUUGAAGACAUUCAAGUGGUCCCUCCUACAUUGUCAUCAAUGGGGAGUCCAAUACUUGUCAUGACUUUAAGGCCUGGGAGAGGUGAGGAUGCAAGGCAUGGUGCAAAGACGCAAGAUUCAGAAGGCAGGCUAAAGUUCCAUUUCCAGUCUUUUGUAUCUUUCAAUGUUGCACACAGGACAAUCAUGGCACUUUGGAAAGCAAGAGCAUUGAGUCCUGAGCAGAAGGCACAAAUAGUUGAGGAAGAAUCUGAAGCUAAAAACCUUCAAGUGGUUGAAGAAGAGAGUGAUGCUAAAACCCUCCAACCUGAAGAGAGUGGAUCCUUCUUGGGUCUUGAGGAUGUUAGCAUGUCUCUGGUCUAUUCUUCUGUUCUUUCUGUUCCCACCAGUUUCUUCAUGGAACUAUUCAAUGGGAGUGAGUUGGAACGCAAGAGCAAUGAGAGGAUUGGUUGUCUUAAUUAUUCUUAUAGUCCUUGGGAAUUUGACAAGGCUGAUGUAUACCACAGACAACUGUAUUACAAAUUUGAUAAACAUAUAUCCUGCUAUAGAGGAGAGGUUACAAGCACACAACAGAGGUCUCCCCUUUCUGAUAAAAAUGGUUGGCUCAUUGAAGAGGUCAUGACACUCCAUGGGGUUCCACUAGGAGACUAUUUUAAUGUUCACAUAAGAUACCUAGUGGAAGAUGUACCCACCCGAUCCACAGUAUGUAACGUCCAAGUGUUUUUUGGAAUUGCAUGGCUGAAAAAUAGUAGACAUCAGAAAAGGAUUAGUAAGAAUAUCCUUUCAAAUCUGGAAGAUCGAUUGAAGUUAAUGUUUGGUUUAGUAGAGAAGGAAUAUAUAUCAGGAAAGUAGAGAGGGAUCUGGUGCGGUUGAGUGGAUGACAGUUUAGUGAACAAGCUGGGAAAGCUAAUGUAAGUAAAGCUGCAUUCUUUUCAUGAUCAAAAUGGGCUCUUGGGUGUUUCUUUCUUCAGUAAAGGCUAGAAUUUGACUGGGGCUAUGUUCUAUGAUAAAGCUUACCCGUGUGCUGGAACGGUCAUUGGAGUGUUGAGUCUUUUUUUAAUGAAGCUUCCAGGCUUUGCAGUGUGGGUAAUCUGCACUGAGGAUGCCAGCCAGGAGCUCCGGGACGUAACUUGUGCUGCUGGAUUCAUUGAACAAUCACAGAGCUUAGUUGAAGUUCACAUUCCUUUGGUUGCAGUGAAGUGAACCUAUGAGCUUCUACACCUUUGUAGGACUGACGAACCACCCACUUGGGGAGAAUGUAUGGUAGGACAAACAUUUAGACGAUGUCUUCACUCUUUAGGCGAAAUCCGUUAUGUUUCAGCUGUAGCGUGUAGAAUCAUCAUGGUUUUGUAUUCAACCCAUUAACACGACCUCAAUUCAUCAAUAUAGAUGUGCGUUUGUAUUUUAAUGAUUAAAA
Messenger RNA from Diospyros lotus (date-plum), 4307 nucleotides. RefSeq names its product C2 and GRAM domain-containing protein At1g03370. The transcript is spliced from 9 exons. Lineage: Eukaryota; Viridiplantae; Streptophyta; Magnoliopsida; Ericales; Ebenaceae. The record is from RefSeq and is a predicted model, not a curated record. The coding region runs from base 641 to 3742 and encodes 1033 amino acids.